Molecule: messenger RNA, 1308 nt
Organism: Ambispora gerdemannii
Lineage: Eukaryota; Fungi; Glomeromycota; Glomeromycetes; Archaeosporales; Ambisporaceae
Source: the annotation of a GenBank genome assembly
AUGUCAAAUCAUCCUACCAACCCUUCCGCGAAUACUGCGCCACACACACAAUCACCACUUGGUGCUACUAUUUCUUCGGCCCCGUUAACAACCGAACAAGAGUUUGAGACAGGUAUUCGAAUAAUUCGUGAUGCUUAUCGUAAAAAGAUCGCGACAAAAGACACGGAAAUUGAUGCGUUGUAUAAAGAUCUACGGCGUCGAGACGCAGAAAUUCAAGAUCUUCAAUUACGAAUAGUGGAAUUGGAAGCUCGACUUGCAAAAAGUGACAAGAGAAUCGCGGAUCUCUCGAAAUUAGUGACACGUCUUAAUCAGUUUCGACAGAACGUGUUAGACUCAUUAGAGGAAAAUGAUCUUUCAGAUUUCAAUAAUGUACGACAACAACGGAAAGAAACAGCAGCAGCGACCUCACAGAUUCUAUUAGAUGACGAAGCAGAGUAUUACGAGGAUGAACUUACUACUGCUAAUGCGACAACUAUUGGUGGUGGUGCCGUUGCCGGUGGUACGGACAAUCGCCAUAUUUUUGAUAUGAGUGAAUUUGAGGAAUUCAGUGAUUCCAGAUCUGUUAGUCCCGCCGGAGGAGAUGUGGGCGACUUAAUGCCAGUUACACGCGUUACAGAAAGUUCAACGAUACCGACAACAAUAUCCACGAACACGACGAUAUCAACCUCGAAAACAGCUUCUUCAACUCCCAAAUCAAAAUAUCAUGAACCAACAGCAACAACAACUACAUCACCAUCAUCAGCACCAUUAAUUAAAUCUCAACAACAAACUCGAUCGAGUGCACCUACUACACCAGCAUCUUCAGGCGGCGUUCGUGAAAUCACGAGUGGUAUCGCUGGUCUCGGUGUUGGUGCAGGUGCAAGUGUUACGGGUGGCACACAACGAAAAAAAAAUGUGACAUUUGCAUCUGAACGAAAAAAAUGGAAAAGUAGUAAUAUUGGUGGAAUUUCAAGUGCACUUACAGAAGAGCAACAUUAUGAUGAAGAAUUAAUAGAACGUCAACCACCAAUAAUACAGCAACAACAAGACGAAUUAACUCAACAACCGCCACCGCCACCACCACCUCUACAAUCAUUACAUCAAACAACAGAACAAACACAAUCUUCUAAUACAGUGGAUGGUCGUGAAUUCUUCAGGAGGGCGCGCGGAUUACUGACAAAUGAAGAAUUUAAUUCGCUAUUAUCAAAUGUUAAAGCAUACAACAACCGUCAACAAUCACGUCGACAAACUUUGGACAAUAUUCGCGGAUUGCUUGGAACUCGACACCGUGAACUAUACGAACAAUUUGUAAAAUUAUGGGAUUCAUAG